Messenger RNA from Plasmodium relictum, 885 nucleotides. Its product is annotated as conserved Plasmodium protein, unknown function. The transcript has a single exon. The record is from RefSeq and is a predicted model, not a curated record. Lineage: Eukaryota; Apicomplexa; Aconoidasida; Haemosporida; Plasmodiidae. The coding region runs from base 1 to 885 and encodes 294 amino acids.
AUGAAAAUCUUGUCAUUUAUUAUAAUUGUUUCUUUUAUUGCUUUUUGCAAAAGCCACAGAAGCUUUUCAAAAAGAAAUAAUUAUUUGCAAUUUCUAAGAGCACAAAAUUUUAUACAAGAAAAACCAAAAUAUAAAAAACUAAAUCAAAAUUACUCAGAAGAUUUAAAUGAAUUUGAUGAAUAUGAAGAUGAACAAACAACUGAUGUAAAGGAAGAGAUGGAAGAUAGAUCAAAUAAGCAAGUAAAUAAUAAUUUAGAAGAACACAAUAGUAAUGAUAACGAAAAUAAAUUAGAAUUUAAAGACAUAGAAAAAGAAUUAAAUAGCAAUGAAAUAUUAGAAGGUAAUAUUAAUUUAAUAAGAGGAGGAAGGGAAUGUACCAUUAACGAAAAAGGAGUACUUGAUAUAUCAAUAAAUUCUAAUGAUAUUUUUAAUUUAAAUAAAUAUAAUGCAGAAAUAACUUCAUCAAAUAUUUUAAUUAAAGAUAUAAAAGAUUCGAAUGUAAUAAAAACUAUUCCAUUUGAAUUAAUUAAAUUACCAAUUGAAACAAUUGAAGAAACAAGAGAAUGCUGGAAUAUAAAAUUAAAUAAAGAAAAAGUUUUAUUCUGUGGGAAAAAAAAAGAAGAUAGAGAUACGUGGAUAACAAAUAUAUUAAAAGCUUUAUUUUGCCAUAAUACAAAUAACUUAAUAAUUGAAAAAAAUGAUACAAAUAAUAAUGAAAGAAUUCAUUUACCCAAAGAAUCAACAAUUGAUGAAAGAUUAAAAGAAUCAAAAAAAGGUCAAAAUACUAAGAGUGAACAUUCUCCUCAAUAUAUAAAAUCAUCUAAUUAUAAUAAUAUAAAUAUUUCAAAUUUAAGAAAUGGUGAACCUAAAAUUUUAUUUGACUAA